AUGGCUCCCGCCCCCAGAGUAAUUGUUGUCGGCGGUGGAUUGUCCGGUCUCUCCGCCGCUCACACCGUCUACCUUAACGGUGGAAAUGUCCUCGUUUUAGAUAAGCAAGCUUUCUUCGGUGGCAACUCCACCAAGGCUACUUCGGGUAUCAAUGGCGCCCUUACUCGCACUCAGGUCGACCUGGGCAUCCAGGACAGCGUCAAGACCUUCUACGAAGACACCCUGAAAUCCGCCAGAGACAAGGCUCGCCCCGAGCUCAUUAAGGUCCUCACAUACAAGUCCGCAGCCGCUGUGGAAUGGCUGAUGGAUGUUUUCAACCUCGAUCUCACCCUUGUUUCUCGUCUCGGUGGUCACUCCCAGCCCCGCACACACCGUGGUCACGAUGCCAAAUUCCCUGGCAUGGCCAUCACCUACGCCCUCAUGCAACGGUUAGAAGAGCUUACCGAGAAGGAGCCCGAGCGUGUACAGAUCGUCAAGAAGGCUCGUGUCACCUCUGUCAACAAGACUGGCAACACCGUAACUGGUGUUACCUAUGAGUACGAUGGCGAGACACACACCGCCGACGGUAUUGUCAUCUUGGCCACUGGUGGUUAUGCCGCAGACUUCGGCGACGGCUCCCUUCUGAAGCAGCACCGCCCCGACACCUUCGGCCUGUCCAGCACGAACGGCACACACGCCACUGGUGAUGGUCAGAAGAUGUUGAUGGAGAUUGGUGCCAACGGUAUCGACAUGGACAAGGUUCAGGUCCACCCCACGGGUCUUGUUGACCCCAAGGACCCGACCGCCAAGUUCAAGUUCCUUGCUGCUGAGGCUCUCCGUGGUGAGGGUGGUCUUCUCCUUAACUCCGAUGGCCAGCGGUUCUCGGAUGAGCUCGGUCACCGUGAUUAUGUCUCGGGCCAGAUGUGGAAGGAGAAGGAGAAGGGCAAGUGGCCCAUUCGCCUCGUCCUGAACAGCAAGGCAUCCAACGUUUUGGACUUCCACACCCGUCACUACUCUGGCCGUGGUCUCAUGAAGAAGAUCUCCGGCAAGGAGUUGGCUAAGGAGAUCGGCUGCGGCGAGGCGGCUCUUCAGAAGACCUUCCAGGAAUACAAUGCCAUUGCUGAGGGCAAGCAGAAGGAUCCUUGGGGCAAGCGUUUCUUCCACAACCUGCCCUUCGACAUCAACGACACCUUCCACGUGGCUCUGAUGGAGCCUGUCCUGCACUUCACCAUGGGUGGUAUCGAGAUCAACGAGCACGCCGAGGUUCUGAACUCGGAGAAGAAGCCUUUUGAGGGACUCUAUGCUUGUGGUGAGCUCGCUGGUGGUGUCCACGGUGCCAACCGUCUCGGUGGUUCUUCUCUCCUGGGAUGUGUUGUCUACGGUCGCGUUGCUGGUGACAGCGCCAGCCAGCACCUCUUCCAGAAGCUGGUCUCUGGCGGUGCUUCCAGCGCUGCUCAGCGUCUGGGCCAGAUCUCUCUGCACAUCGAUCCUUCUACUCCAGGAAAGAUCUCCGUCGAGUGGAGCGGCGCUGCUGGCAGCGGUGCUCAGAUUCCCGCAGGUGCUGGAACUCCUGCUGCUGCUACUGAGCCUGCUAAGGCUAGCGCUACCCCGGCCGGUGCCUCUUCCACCGCCAAGGCCAAUGAUCCCAAGAAGUUCGAGAUCCCCGAGACCGAAUACUCCAUGGAAGAAAUUGCCAAGCACAACAAGAAGGACGACCUGUGGAUCGUCGUCAAGGGUGUCGUCCUGGAUGUGACCAACUGGCUGGAUGAGCACCCUGGUGGCGCUAACGCUCUCUUCAACUUCAUGGGCCGUGAUGCCACCGAAGAGUUCGCCAUGCUUCACGAUGACGAAGUCAUCCCCAAGUAUGCCGCCCAGAUUGUCAUCGGCCGCGUCAAGGGCCAGACCCCCAGCCUCGAGCUUUAG
Aspergillus oryzae RIB40 is the source of this 1902-nucleotide messenger RNA. It is a transcript of the gene osm1, whose product is annotated as putative fumarate reductase Osm1. Lineage: Eukaryota; Fungi; Ascomycota; Eurotiomycetes; Eurotiales; Aspergillaceae. Gene Ontology annotation, molecular function: FMN binding; oxidoreductase activity. Bases 1 to 1902 code for a protein of 633 amino acids. The transcript is spliced from 4 exons. The record is from RefSeq and is a predicted model, not a curated record.